AUGACCUCCUUGAUCAUUUCUCUUAGAUUCUCUCCAUUUACUCUGCUGGUUUCUUUUCAUUCUUGCUCUUCAAUCCACAGGUCUCUCCUUCUGUUUCCUGCUCUUCAAUCUGCAGGUCUCUCCUUCUGUAUCCUGCUCUUCAAUCUGCAGGUCUCUCCUUCUGUUUUCUGCUCUUCAAUCUGCAGGUCUCUCCUUCUGUUUUCUGCUCUUCAAUCUGCAGGUCUCUCCUUCUGUUUUCUGCUCUUCAAUCUGCAGGUCUCUCCUUCUGUUUUUCGCUCUUCAAUCAGCAGGUCUCUCCUUCUGUUUUCCGCUCUUCAAUCAGCAGGUCUCUCCUUCUGUUUUCUGCUCUACAAUCUGCAGGUCUCUCCUUCUGUUUUCUGCUCUACAAUCUGCAGGUCUCUCCUUCUGUUUUCUGCUCUACAAUCUGCAGGUCUCUCCUUCUGUUUUCUGCUCGCCAAUCUGCAGGUCUCUCCUUCUGUUGUCUGCUCUACAAUCUGCAGGUCUCUCCUUCUGUUUUCUGCUCGCCAAUCUGCAGGUCUCUCCUUCUGUUUUCUGCUCGCCAAUCUGCAGGUCUCUCCUUCUGUUUUCUGCUCGCCAAUCUGCAGGUCUCUCCUUCUGUUUUCUGCUCUUCAAUCUGCAGGUCUCUCCUUCUGUUUUCUGCUCUUCAAUCUGCAGGUCUCUCCUUCUGUUUUCUGCUCUUCAAUCUGCAGGUCUCUCCUUUUUUCUGAUCUUCAAUCAGCAGGUCUCUCCUUCUGUUUUCUGCUCUUCAAUCUGCAGGUCUCUCCUUCUGUUUCCCGCUCUUCAAUCUGCAGAUCUCUCCUUCUGUUUCCUGCUCUUCAAUCUGCAGGUCUCUCCUUCUGUUUCCUGCUCUUCAAUCUGCAGGUCUCUCCUUCUGUUUCCUGCUCUUCAAUCUGCAGGUCUCUCCUUCUGUUUUCUGCUCUCUGCAGGUUCUCCUUCUGUUUUCUGCUUUCACAAUCUGCAGGUCUCUCCUUCUGUUUUCUGCUCUACAAUCUGCAGGUCUCUCCUUCUGUUUUCUGCUCUACAAUCUGCAGGUCUCUCCUUCUGUUUUCUGCUCUUCAAUCUGCAGGUCUCUCCUUCUGUUUCUGCUUCUGUUCUGCAGGUCUCUCCUUCUGUUUCCCGCUGCGUGUCUCUCCUUCUGUUUCCCGCUCUCCAAUCUGCAGGUCUCUCCUUCUGUUUCCCGCUCUCCAAUCUGCAGGUCUCUCCUUCUGUUUCCCGCUCUUCAAUCUGCAGGUCUCUCCUUCUGUAUCCUGCUCUCUAAUCCGCAGGUUUCUUCAUCUGUUUCUUUCUCUUCAAUUUGCAGGUCUCUCCUUCAUCCUUUCACAUCAACUUUUCUGA
Messenger RNA from Acanthosepion pharaonis, 1356 nucleotides. The record is from the annotation of a GenBank genome assembly. NCBI's taxonomy places the organism in Eukaryota, Metazoa, Mollusca, Cephalopoda, Sepiida, Sepiidae.